AUGGCGGCGGGGGCGGGGCCUAGCAGAGGAGGCGGAAGCGGGCUGCCCCGGUGCGUCCCAGGACCCGGGCAGCGGCGCAUCCUGGACCGGGCGACCCGGCAGCGCCGCCUGAACCGCCAGCUGGAGGCGCUGGAGACCGACAACUUCCAGGACGACCCCCACGCCAACCUGCCCCAGCUGGUGAAGCGCCUGCCCCAGUUCGACGACGACGCCGAGACGGGGAAGAAGAAAAAGAAGACCCGGGGGGAUCACUUCAAACUGCGCUUCCGGAAAAACUUCCAGGCGCUGCUGGAGGAGCAGAACCUGAGCACCAGCGAGGGCCCCAACUACCUGACGGCCUGUGCGGCCCCCUCCAGCCUCCCCCAGCGCCACUUCUGCGCCGUCUGCGGCCUCCCCUCCCACUACACCUGCGUGAGCUGCGGAGCCCGGUACUGCUGCGUGCGGUGCCUGGGCACCCACCAGGAGACCCGGUGAGCCCCCCGCUGCCCC
Molecule: messenger RNA, 489 nt
Organism: Mauremys reevesii (Reeves's turtle)
Lineage: Eukaryota; Metazoa; Chordata; Testudines; Geoemydidae
Gene: ZNHIT1
Product: zinc finger HIT-type containing 1
Exons: 4
Coding region: 1-474 (157 amino acids)
Biological process (GO): chromatin remodeling
Cellular component (GO): Swr1 complex
Molecular function (GO): nucleosome binding
Source: RefSeq, a predicted model, not a curated record